CUUCAGUAUUGAGCAAACAGACGCAAAUGCCGUUACGAGCUCGCUGCCAUUGAAGCCGACUGAGUGCCGUUACAGGAAGCUGUGACGCUGAGACGCUGAGACGCCGAGAAGACUCUGAAGCUGAAAAAGAAUCAGCAGCAGCAGCAGCAACAACAGCAGCAGCAGCAGUGCGGGAGUAAGGAGAUUGGGAGAGAGUGAGAGAGGACACAGCAGCCAGCCAGCGGCCGGGACGAGUGAAAUUCGAGGCACGAAACGAAUGCGCACGACCGCCACCCGAACGCACACACACACACGCCCAGAUGGGCAUAUCCUACAGUUGAAAUACGAAACGCCUUGAGCAGAGACAGCAGCAGCAGCAGCAGGAGCACCAGCAGGAGCAGCAGCAGGAGCAGCAACAGCAACAGCAACAGCAGCAGCAGCAGCGCCAGCGACAGCGACAGCGAAGCGACCCAAAACGCGUCAGGAUUCCAAGCAAAAGGCAGACAAACGGGCGAAACCUGCUGAGACGACUCGACGAGUCCUUGCGUGUCGGUUCACAGUGCGGAACACUAGAAAAACAGACCAGAAAAAUAAGUAUAUUUAAAAAACACUCACAGCACAUCACAUAUGAAAAAGUUCCCCCCAUCAAUAACCGAAAAGCAUACGAAAUCCGAAAUUGUGAAAGCGAAACAAAAAGUAAAUGAUUUCAAACAAAUAUUCCCAAACCGAAGCCAAGCGAAGUGAAGUUAUCUUUCAAAUAAGUUCUGAAAAUCAUUUCUAAGUGAAUUUUAAUUAAUGGAAUCGAAGAAAUUAAACCGCUAACCGAUAACCAAAACCGAAAACAAAGUGCCGUACCGUACGACGACUGCCAUAAGAAAGAAUACAAAUAAAAAGUGCUAAAAGUUCCUUAAACCAAUAUAAUACAAAAAAUAUUGUUAUAACAAAAAAAUAUACAAAUUAUACACCAAAAAUAUUCUUUGCAUUUUAACAAACAAAUAAACGAAAAAGACCACAGUGCCGUGCAAGCUGAAUUUCUUGAGCAAAAGUAGUUGGAAAACUCAAGAAUAGGAAUAAGCAUAAGCCCAGGGAAAUAACACAUUCAAGAUACUAAUAUACACAGAGACUUAUCUUUUUUGGUGGUGGUGUGUAGCAAGCCUCCUUGUCAGCAAAACGGACAAGGGGAAGGACACGAGAAGUAGCUGUAGAGGCAGGUCUAGAACAGCAAUACCGUACCGACGCGUCGGACACGGACAGGCAGCAACUAGUUGUUAGACCCCGCACCCUCCAUCCCUAGGUGGGAGAGCGAGCACUGUCUUGCAGAGUUGUUGGGGCGUGCGGCCGUGUGUGUGUGUGUGUGUGUGUGUGUGCGAGUGUGUGUGUGUGGGGAAAGGCCAACAAGGUUCAAACCCUCAGCAACAACAGCCGCAUCUCAUCGGGAAACUCCAACCAGCUCCAGCUCCAGCUCAAACUCCAACGCAAACUCAAACUCCGGGACUGAAAGUAGACAAUUGAUUAUUGAUUUUGUCUAAGGCUGCGCUGUGUGGAACUUCACGGCCCCGAGGAAAGACAGCAGCAAAAAGCAACAGCAACAGCAACAGCAACAUCAGAGAAGGAGAGACGAGACAAGAAAAACUGCGAGAAGAAAGUGCAAGACAAAAACGCGUUGAAAAGCAGCCGAGGCGCGGGACGACAGCGCGAGAAACAGUGAAACUAACUGUGGCUUGCCUGUGUUGGGCAAUGCUAGCCGUAGGCCGUCACAGUGUUGGGCAGCGGCGCGCGGCAUAAAGACCUACAAGAGCUUCGAAAGUGUCAACCGAAUAGAGUAGUUGUAGUCGCCCCGCGACCAACAGAGAAAAAAGCAAGCCAGUACUCUGAAUUGCAGCCCUUUUCCCCCUUUCCAGCGUCUCUGCGACCCACCGUCUCACCUCUCUUGGUCGGAAUAUUUCGCACAAAUCUUCUCCCCCAAAUCACUGUCGGGACCUGAGGGACCACUAAACCGUCAAAAUAACUUGUAAAAUUGAAAAACUUCGCCAAAUCAACAAACGGAAAAUGUUCUUCUCGCUGGCUAAGACGUUCGUCUGCGUGCUACUCAUCCAGGGCGGCCUCUACGCGCUGCACCUGAGCGGCAAUGCCGAGAAGUCCCCUCCAUCCUCCACCGUCAUGAUGGGACCGGUGGACGGCACCUCAUCUUCCUCCUUUAUGGCCUGGAAGCCGCCGCCGGCUCAGCAGCAGCAGCAACACCAUCAACAACAUCCGGGAGUCGACCAGUCAGGCGGUGGACACGCCUCGCACCGAUCCGCUGCAGCGGCCGCCUACGAUGCCACUACGGUGCGGCUGAACAAGGAGAUCGCGGACAUGGCACAGCUGGAGCGGGAGCGGCUCAUGCUCCUCGCACGUGCAGGCAAGCAGACGGCGGAGAGCAACGGGCCGGCGGGUCAUGGCGGUCGCGGACACCAGUUCAUUGCCGGACGCAUUCAGAUGCAGCCCAGCGAGGAUCUGGAUGUGGGCGACUAUCCGGCGCUGGUGCAGCAGGCAGCCAGGGGCUUUAUAUUCGGCAGCGUGCAGAAGGAGCCGCCUACUCCGCUCGAGGACGACUACGUACAGCCCCGGGAGCUGGAUAGCCAUGCCGUCAAGUACUACGGGCGGGUGGUGGUGCCCGCGGAUCGCGAGGUGGAGGUGGAGCCACUCUACGAGCCUCUGCACUCCUUUGGGGACUUUGACGACUUCUCUGAGCUGGACCAGGAGCCGCACCUCGGCGAGGACGAGCUCCUGCGCGAGCUGGAUACCUAUCAGUACCACGGCAAGGAGGAGGAUUCGCCGCUGCCGGAGAACCCGUAUCGCACCUUGGAACAGCUCGAGCUGAGUGCGCCCGAGUCCAUGCAGCAGCUCUUAGAGCUGGAUCACCGCGACGGGCAUCCGGCCAAGAUGGCUGGUCACCCGGGCCCCUCCCAUCCCGGAAACUUCAACAUUCGCAUGCAGCAGAAGUGGGCCCGGAAACGGGGUGGAGCCGCCGUUGAAGUCGGGCCGGAUAGGCAGCCCUCGCUGCAGCGCAACAUCUUCGGGCAGCACUUCAAGCAGCAGCGUGGACUACUCUCGCUGGCCAACUCCGAGGCCACGGCCAGCAAGCAUCUCAAGGCGAGUACCCGUUCCGGCGGCCUCAGUCUCAAUGCUCCCAAGGAAAACGAAAAGUCAGCCCAAACAGCCGCAAGUGGACUAGCAGCAGCCGUCGGAGGCAGUGCCUCUGGUGCCGCCAGUCAGCAGCAGAACAAACAGCAGCACGAAUCCACAUCUGGAGAUGCUCAACAGCAGCAACAGCAGCAGCAGCAGCCGAAUACGCAGGACAAGAAGGAGUCCGAGCAACAGUUGCUGCAUCCCAACCACAAGCGUUCCGGCAGCGUGAACUCCGCCGGAGGGGCAGCGCACGGCGCCGGAUACGCAGCGCCAUCCAUCUCCUAUAGCGUAGCCAGUCAGUUGAUGCUGCGCACGGCCCGCGGCCAGCGGCAGUACGAUGUGCCACAAAUCGAGUGUCCCACCGCCAUGGAUGGCAUGGAGCGAUUCGCCUGCCCUGUACCCGACCGGCAGGGACGGUACCGCUGCAUAGACGAUCAUGUGCUGUGCGACGGCUUCAUCGAUUGCCCCGACGGCGAGGAUGAGGACCGAAGAUCCUGCAUGUUCUACAAGACGACGAAGGCUCAUUUGGACGUGUUAGCGGAUGCAUUACUGCGAUGGGCGCGAGGGCGUUAGGCUCCAUCCCCUGCCUCCACCCUCCCCUUCCCGCUCACGCAAACACUUCUUAGAGACACAGAUACACAAACUGGAUACAAAAUACACCUAGAAAUCCGACGUUAAUCAUAAAUGACUUACAACUAGUUUUAAACAUUUCCAAAUCGAUGAAAGCCCCCUUUUUGCUUAAGCCCAAAGACACACACACAACCCCAACCACCCCGCCUGCCCCAUGAAGAGAGCAGGUUCACCCAUAGAGCCAUAGACCUCAAAUCACAGCAAAGCGAAAGCGAGCAAAAUACGAAAGAAUGAACUUGCUGCCUGUAAAAAGCCUGCACGGAUUUCCAAGUAAAGUAUAAACCAUGAGGAAAACUAAGUAAAACAAAUGAAACGAAACGAAUCGAAACGAAUCGAAUCGAGACGAGUUGAUUCGAGUCGACGAUUAUGCAUAAGGAAAAGGUAUGAUUAUUAUAACACUAUUAUUAUUAAUUAUCAACUAAAAGGAAAAGCAAAAACGAAGCGAAAACGAAAACGAAAAAAAGAACCGUGGAACGAAGGCAGAAUCCAAGCGGCAGAAUCCUAAGCGCUUAAUUAGAAUUCAACCAAAAAGAUAAAAACUUAAAAAGAAGACUUUUUUCAUUAUUUUGAAUUUGUUUCGCGAGAGCAAAAACGAAUAACAAAAACAGAAAGAAAAGAAAAGAUAAGAAAAAGCAAAAGCAGAAUCAGAAUCAGGCCUACCUAUUUUUAGUACAUAUUAAAUAAAUAUAUUAUAAAUAUAUCUAACUAUAUAAAUAUAUUUCGUGUAAAUUAUUUAAUUAUAUGUGUAUUAAAGAUUAAAUGAUGUUAAAUUAACAGCAAGAAAAUAAAUCAAAACGAUGCGGAUAGGCGAAAUGAAAAUUAAAA
This is a messenger RNA of Drosophila miranda, 4605 nucleotides long. RefSeq lists its product as uncharacterized. NCBI's taxonomy places the organism in Eukaryota, Metazoa, Arthropoda, Insecta, Diptera, Drosophilidae. The record is from RefSeq and is a predicted model, not a curated record. Gene Ontology annotation, molecular function: protein binding; transmembrane receptor protein tyrosine kinase activator activity. Bases 2029 to 3723 code for a protein of 564 amino acids. Gene Ontology annotation, biological process: positive regulation of MAPK cascade. Gene Ontology annotation, cellular component: terminal bouton. The transcript has 3 exons.